GACCAGUUGCACCCAGUCAACUAGUCAUCGUCACCCUGUGCCGGUCGCCAUUGUUUGAGAUCAUUCCAAACUGAUGGAGGCUGUUGUGUCUGGCAAACCGAACACAAAAUGGAUGAACAGUCGAGGCAUAUUCGGUUUCUACGUCUUGAUUGUGUUUCUCUUGUACUUCGUUCUCUUGAGUGUUCCUUUCAUCGCUUCUCCCGUCGCCUGGACGCUCACGCAUUGCAUUCAUAGCGCGUUUAGCUAUCUCUUCCUGCAUUGCCUCAAAGGCUCACCAUUCCAGAAUGACGGCAACCAAGGCAAGUCGCGACCGCUCACUCACUGGGAGCAGAUCGACGACGGCACACACUGGACAACAACAAAGAAACUACUAACCAUCGUUCCUAUCGCUCUGUUCUUCGUGGCGAGUUUCGUCACAAACUACAGUCCCAUGCACUUCCUAGUCAAUGGACCGUUUCUUGCUCUUGCUUUGCUGCCCAAGUUUCCUGUUUUCCAUAAACGACGCUUUUUCGGUAUCAACGAAUACUAACCCGGGUAUACAAUUGUACGUAUUUGUGUAAGCCAAUACUGGGUACGUACUGCAACGGACAGUGACAUUAAUAUUGUAUUGCGUACAUAAACAGAGAAAUAAACAAUAAACACAGCAAGUGAAUGAACG
This is a messenger RNA of Corticium candelabrum, 658 nucleotides long. RefSeq names its product ORM1-like protein 2. NCBI's taxonomy places the organism in Eukaryota, Metazoa, Porifera, Homoscleromorpha, Homosclerophorida, Plakinidae. Gene Ontology annotation, biological process: sphingolipid biosynthetic process; intracellular sphingolipid homeostasis; ceramide metabolic process. The record is from RefSeq and is a predicted model, not a curated record. The transcript has 3 exons. The coding region runs from base 74 to 529 and encodes 151 amino acids. Gene Ontology annotation, cellular component: endoplasmic reticulum membrane.